Messenger RNA from Melanaphis sacchari, 2117 nucleotides. RefSeq names its product mitochondrial ornithine transporter 1-like. Gene Ontology annotation, molecular function: L-ornithine transmembrane transporter activity. Gene Ontology annotation, biological process: mitochondrial L-ornithine transmembrane transport. The record is from RefSeq and is a predicted model, not a curated record. NCBI's taxonomy places the organism in Eukaryota, Metazoa, Arthropoda, Insecta, Hemiptera, Aphididae.
AUGCCAGCGAUUCUGCGGGGCGGCGGACCCAAACGCCGACGGGGUGGCGGAAGCAGCCUGUCCGACUUUGGCCGGUUCGCCUUGGCCGGCGUGGGCGUCGUGUUGGUCGGCCAACCGCUGGACACGGUCAAGACUGCAGACGUUCGCGGCCUCGUACAGGCCUACGUUCAAUGCCUGGUGCACACGUACCGGAAGUCCGCGGGCCGUGUACGCACGUCCUCGGCCGCCAUGGCCGGAGUGGCCGAGAACUCUGCGCAGCCGAGCUACGGUGCCAGCGCGGGGCCGCGCAUAGCCUGGAGCCAGCAUGGACGCGUUAUGCCGGACGAUGGCCGGCCCGGAUGCGCGGCUUCCUUGUUCUCGUCCGUGGUCUUGUGCCCUGCCGAGCUGGUCAAGAUCAAGCUGCAGGCGGGUCGCGAACUGGCCGAAUCCCGCGGCCAGAGGUUCCAAGGUUCCGUGUACCGCGUCACCAAAGACAUCAUGAGACACCGUGGUCUUGGAGGUCUGUUUCGUGGAUUAGAGAUGACCGUGGCCCGGGAAAUGCCCAGCUACUUCUGCUUUUUUGGCGUGUACGAAGCAGUACGGGAGGCUCUUAAACCGGCCGGCCGAACCCGCGCCGAUUGCGGCCUGCUAGCCACCACAGCGGCUGGGGCCGCGGGUGGCGUGCUUUUGUGGACAGUGACAUUUCCGGUAGACGUGGUCAAGUCUCGGAUACAGCUGGACGACGCAAUGCCCACACGCGGCUGGACCGUGUGCAUGUUGCACAUGUACCGGAACGAGGGCGUGGUCGCACUGUAUAGCGGCCUAGCGCCAACGCUCAUCCGGUGUGUUCCGUCGUCCGCUGUGCUGUUCCUCGUCUAUGAGUACACCAAAAAAUUGUUCGACCCCUAGGCCCGGAUUGGUGGGGGGUGACGUCCAAGAACGUCCCGUGAUGCCCCGCAGAACGCACCUCUAAUUGGCGAUGGGUUCUCGGACCAAUCGAACUCUCGGACAACCCGAACCUAGAGAACCUUCGAACAAUUACUGUUCAAAGUUUGUUUAGAAUGAAUAUUUGAAAUCAAACACAAUAAUCGUUUCGAACACUUCGCGAAAAGUCAAGUUUGAUAUUGAUACUAUAAUACUAUAAAUAUCAUAAUAUUUUAUUUUUAUAUACCUGCGUUAAAUUGUGUACCAACAACGUUAAUACUUAAUAUUAAAAGUUUUUAAUAGUUAAAAUAGAGUAUAUAAUUCAUUUAAAAUUGAAAUGUAUUUAUGAAUUAAAUUUAAAGUUUGAAAAUCUUAAACGUUAAAAAAGUUCGAGAGAAGUUUGAGUAAGAGAUGAUUCGAUUUUGAAUUGCAGUUCAAGAAAAAAACUAAGUUCAAUUUCGAGUUUACUGAGUUAAUGAAAAUAUAAAUUAAGCUCAUCUCUAUCUAUAAUACCUAACACUAAUUAUUAUUAUACUUGAAGUGUUCUCUGAAAAUCGAAGUGCAGUGACACUUCAAACAGCGAAAUUCACUAAUGGAUGAGGUGACAAUAUUAAUAUUACUAUAAUAAAGACAAUAGCCAAUACGUGAUACUUGUUUUUUAGUGCCGAUUUUAUCUUCUAAAAAAAAACAUCAAAAAAUUAUGACAUGCUUUGAAAUUUAAUAAAAAUUUCCUAUUGUUUAGAAAUGUAAGUACUAUACUGUUAUAUACCUAUGAUUCUGACGGCGUUUUUUAAUAUCCCAAAAAGAAACUUUGAGAUAAAUAAAACAAUUGACCCUAAUAUUAACUAAAUCUAGAUAAUAAAUAGUUUUAAAAAAUAUUUUUCAAUAAGUCCAGACAAAUUAUAAUUUUUCUAAAUAACUCUAACUAUGGUUAUAUCAGUAUAUCACAUUAUAUGUGCUUAUAAAAUAUGUUUUAUCAGUGGAUAAAAUAUUCAAAAAUUAAUUAAGUACCUAGAUAACAAAUAACUAUGUUGCUUACUUGUACAUAAUAAAAUGAAAAAUGUGAUAAAUACCGCAAGCAUUAUACUAUUAUCUAAUCACUUCCACUUACUUUGACCACUAAAAAAUUGUUCGUACAUUUAUACCUAUGUGUAAUAUUUUUUUUUUUUUUUGUGAUUAAUACUUAACGUUAAUGCAUUUAUAUUUAAUUUCUA